Messenger RNA from Aspergillus saccharolyticus JOP 1030-1, 588 nucleotides. Its product is annotated as mitochondrial 54S ribosomal protein mL49. Gene Ontology annotation, biological process: translation. The record is from RefSeq and is a predicted model, not a curated record. Gene Ontology annotation, cellular component: mitochondrial large ribosomal subunit; ribosome. Bases 1 to 588 code for a protein of 195 amino acids. The transcript has 3 exons. NCBI's taxonomy places the organism in Eukaryota, Fungi, Ascomycota, Eurotiomycetes, Eurotiales, Aspergillaceae. Gene Ontology annotation, molecular function: structural constituent of ribosome.
AUGGCAACCUUCCUCCAGUCUCUGCCGGUUUGCUCGGCUGUUCGCAAGCAGUCCACUGCUGUUCCUUUCACUCUUCACAAAGCCUCACAGUCCAUUGUCUCUCUGGCACCACGUAGCUAUUACUCUACACGAUUCUCCUCUGCUAGUCUGACCACUUCCCCCCUUCGUUCCUCUCUGCGCCUCAAUGUCCAGUCUACCCCCGCACAGCAAUGUCGUACCUUCAUCGCUCAGCUGAGCCGUCGUCAAUCCCAGACGCUCAAGGAGAGCGCGCCGACGACUCCGCAACCGCCCGCUAACCUGCAACUCACCAACCUCCCCUACUUCAUCCGUCGCACCGCCUCGAACCUCCUCCCAGUAUACGUCGACACCAAAGCUGGCGGUACCAAGCGUGAAACCAAGUUGCAGAAGACGGAAGGUGACCUCGAUGCUCUGAGAUCGGAUUUGGCACAGUACCUGGGUCUGGAGUCGGGCGAUCCGCGCGCCCCCAAGAGCCCCGAGAUCACGAUUAACCGUCUCAACGGUCACAUCAUCGUCAAGGGCUGGCGCAAACGGGAGAUCGAGCGUUUCCUGACGGAGCGCAACUUUUAG